UUGAAAUAAGAUUAUCCCGAGAUCGAUCAUCCACGGUUUUUCACAACUCCAAUCUGUUAGUCUCCCUAGGUCGAACUCUAGGAAACGGAGAUUCCUCAUGUGCCUCUCACCGAGAAAACUGGAAUCUCUCAAAACCCGUGCCCUUAACUUGAAUACCCAGAUUUUUUGCUUUAACCUCUUCCUCCACCUUAAUAGCUUAGUAAUAAGCUCAUUAAUACCCCCCCCCCAAAAUAACCCCAAAAUAAAUAUUUAUUUUUUCAUCAAAAUCCAUUUAAACCCUUCAAUAAUAAUCUUUUUUAAAUACUCGCCCAAAAUUAUCGCCCUUUCCAAUCUUCUCUCUCUCAAUUUUCAAUCUCGCCAAUAUAAAGUGCUAAACACACACCACACCAAUAAUUACCUCAAACGACCAUCACUUUUAUUUUUUUUUAAUUUUUUGCUUCAGUUUCAAAUUUCUAUUUUUGCUUCUUCAAAAUCACUUUUUUUGGUUACUCAAUAA
Molecule: messenger RNA, 496 nt
Organism: Meloidogyne enterolobii
Lineage: Eukaryota; Metazoa; Nematoda; Chromadorea; Rhabditida; Meloidogynidae
Source: the annotation of a GenBank genome assembly